CCCAAAUGCGCCACUCGCCAUGGCUUACAACAUCUGCGCGUGUCCAAAUUCAUACGUUUCACUCGCCCACAAAAUCACUAAACUACGGAAUAACUUCAAACUCUUCUCCUCCGCCCCACCGCCACCGCCACCGCCGCCGCUGUUGUUUUCAUCAAAUCCACGCUCAUUCUCGAGAAAAGCAUCAAUUUUGACCCAUGCCGAUGCUCAAUCCGACGUCGUUACCUCCCAAUUUGAAGUUCCAUCUUCCAAUUCAUCCACCAAGCGCACCGAAUCCCCCUUUUCAGGGUUAGAAGCGGUGAUGACAGGAUACAUACUCGGGAAGAAGAAAUCCACAGAAGUUGCUCACGCGGUGUGGAAGAACGUCGUCCGGAAAGGGGACCGGGUUAUCGACGCCACCUGCGGAAAUGGAUACGACACCUUAGCAAUGCUGAAAUUGAUCGCUGACGAUGCGCGCAGAGGCCGCGUUUAUGCAAUGGAUCUUCAGAAGGAUGCUCUUGAAACUACUUCGUCUUUGCUGGAUCGAUCAGUCAGUACUCACGAGAGAGAACUUGUCGAACUUUAUGCCAUGUGUCAUACUAAAAUGGAAGAGCUUGUUUCUAAAGGUGAUACCGUGAGGUUAGUGGCGUUCAAUUUGGGUUACCUUCCGGGAGGCGACAAAAAGAUUAAAACCGAAUCGGAAACGACGUUACUUGCACUGGAGGCUGCCAAGAGAAUAGUUGCACCGGGAGGUCUCAUCAGUGUAUUGGCCUACAUCGGCCAUUCUGGUGGAAGGGAGGAGUUUGAGAAAGUGCAGUCGUUUGCAGCUGAGUUGCCUAUCGACAAUUGGGUUUGCUGCAAACUCCAAAUGUUGAACCGGCCUUCGGCUCCGGUACUUGUUCUAUUAUCUAGAAAAUGAGAGCUGUGGAUGUUUUGAUCUUUUAGGUUUGUACUGUUGUUUCCUAGGUAUAUUGAGCGGCGGCUUCUGCCGAGAAAACAUAUGAACAUGACGUAGGAAGUUGUUUUGUCACUUUGUUGAUUGUCUGAGAUUAGAAGUUGUUCCAUCUCAAACUACAGAAAAACAAAAACAAAACUGAGUUGCAUCUCAAUGAAAGAGUGAAUUGGUUUGACAUUAUUUUGUUCAAAUGUUUAACCCUGGCUGUGAAGUGUGAACUGAUUGAUUUGA
This is a messenger RNA of Erythranthe guttata (spotted monkey flower), 1162 nucleotides long. The record is from RefSeq and is a predicted model, not a curated record. Lineage: Eukaryota; Viridiplantae; Streptophyta; Magnoliopsida; Lamiales; Phrymaceae.